AAAUGGAGAGUUCUCUGUUAAUUAUUAGAAGAUAAAAUAUAACUUUACAACAAAAAAGGAAGAACAACAACAACAACAAAAAUUGGAGUAAGGGCUGCGGCAACUUUUACAAGGCUUGAAGUUUUUUCAAAUUCAGCUGGUAAAAAACCCAUUCAAUUUCGCUCAAUUUUAAUGGACGGAGGAGCUUCUCAGCCGGACGACACCGUCAUGUCGGAGGCGGCGUCUGUUCCGCCGCCGCAGCAUGACCCGGCGGGACACCAGCCACCACCGAUGGGGAUGGAAAAUAUUCCGGCGACUUUGAGCCAUGGAGGGCGAUUCAUUCAGUACAACAUCUUUGGGAAUAUCUUUGAAGUUACGGCUAAGUACAAGCCUCCAAUCAUGCCUAUUGGCAAAGGCGCUUACGGCAUCGUCUGUUCUUCUCUCAACUCCGAGACGAACGAGCAUGUGGCGAUCAAGAAGAUUGCUAAUGCGUUUGACAACAAGAUCGAUGCUAAGAGAACUCUUCGCGAGAUCAAGCUGCUUCGGCACAUGGAUCAUGAAAACGUUGUUGCAAUUAGGGAUAUCAUUCCUCCGCCUCUAAGGGAAACAUUUAAUGAUGUUUACAUAGCAUAUGAGUUAAUGGAUACCGACCUUCAUCAAAUAAUUCGUUCAAACCAAGCAUUAUCAGAGGAGCACUGUCAGUACUUCCUGUACCAGAUUCUUCGUGGAUUGAAGUACAUACAUUCAGCAAAUGUUCUACACAGAGAUUUGAAGCCUUCCAAUCUGCUAUUAAAUGCCAACUGUGACCUGAAAAUAUGCGAUUUUGGGCUUGCUCGUGUUACUUCUGAAACUGACUUUAUGACGGAAUAUGUGGUUACUAGAUGGUACCGUGCACCAGAGCUCUUACUUAAUUCUUCUGAUUACACAGCAGCUAUUGAUGUCUGGUCUGUUGGUUGUAUUUUUAUGGAACUGAUGGAUCGGAAGCCCUUGUUUCCUGGUCGAGAUCAUGUGCAUCAGUUACGCUUGCUUUUGGAGCUGAUAGGCACUCCAUCAGAGGCUGAUCUUGGUUUCUUGAACGAGAACGCUAAAAGAUACAUACGACAACUUCCUCACUACCAUCGGCAGUCAUUCACUGAAAAGUUUCCACAUGUUCAUCCUUCAGCCAUUGAUCUGGUGGAGAAGAUGCUAGCAUUUGAUCCUGGACAGAGAAUUACCGUUGAAGAUGCUCUAGCUCAUCCUUAUUUGACUUCAUUGCACGACAUUAGUGACGAGCCUGUGUGCAUGACACCCUUCAGCUUCGAUUUCGAGCAGCACGCUCUCACUGAGGAACAAAUGAAAGAGCUGAUCUACCGAGAGGCACUUGCAUUUAACCCCGAGUAUCAUCAACAAUAAUGAGCUAUGUUAUUUACUGGAGGAUUGUUUGAUCUGUAUGAUCCCUUUAUUCUGUAUGUUCAUUAUCAAUUCCUUUGUGUAUAUUAACUGCAUUCACAACUGGGAUGGGCUUUGGAAUCAAUUUUAUCUAUGGCCAGAAUUAGGACUGGAAGAACAAUCUUCAUGAAAUUGUAUCUGCUUUUUCUACUUGUCAUGUUGUUCAUUAAUUUAAUCAAGGUUGCUCAUUUGGAA
This is a messenger RNA of Cucurbita moschata (crookneck pumpkin), 1602 nucleotides long. RefSeq names its product mitogen-activated protein kinase homolog MMK1. The coding region runs from base 172 to 1371 and encodes 399 amino acids. Gene Ontology annotation, cellular component: nucleus; cytoplasm. The record is from RefSeq and is a predicted model, not a curated record. Gene Ontology annotation, biological process: intracellular signal transduction; protein phosphorylation. NCBI's taxonomy places the organism in Eukaryota, Viridiplantae, Streptophyta, Magnoliopsida, Cucurbitales, Cucurbitaceae. Gene Ontology annotation, molecular function: MAP kinase activity; ATP binding. The transcript is spliced from 7 exons.